UGCCUUUGCGCUCUCUCUCUCCCCCUGCUUGGAUUAAGGCAAACCGGCAAUGGCUCGUUGGAGUCCUGUACUACUUCUACUUAGUUUUCUCGUGAUAUUACAAAAAUCUAUCUCUUCAACUCCAAAUCAUGUACAGCAACUACCAGGCUUCAAAGGGCAGCUUCCCUUCCAAAUGGAAACUGGUCUUGCGCAGGUAUUUGACGGUGGAUGAAGUUAAUGGCGUGGAGUUGUUCUACUACUUCAUUGAGUCGGAGAGAAACGCCAGCGAGGACCCACUCCUCCUCUGGCUUAGUGGAGGCCCCGGUUGUUCAAGCUUCUCGGCUCUCUUCUUCGAAAUUGGUCCUGUUAAAUUUCAAAUAGAUGCUUAUGAUGGGAGUGUGCCAACUCUUCUUUAUAAUCCUUACUCUUGGACCAAGGUAUCUAGCAUUAUCUUUCUGGAUUACCCGGCUGGGACUGGAUUCUCAGUCCCAACUGUAUCUCAAACCUAUAUGACAGGGGAUUCUUCUUCUUCUAAUCAAGUUUAUGGGUUUCUAAAAAAGUGGUUAGUAGAGCACCCUCGUUUUCGCACAAACGGCUUUUAUGUUGCUGGAGAUUCUUAUGGCGGCAUGUUAGUCCCCGUCGUUGCUCAAUUUAUUGCAGAUGGAAAUGAUGUGAAAGAACAACCCUUCAUUAAUCUUCAGGGUUAUAUUAUUGGAAAUCCAAGAACGGGUGAAAGGAUUGAUACUAAAGCCCGAGUUCCAUUUGCCCUUGGAAUGGGCAUCAUCUCUGAUGAAUUUGCAGAGCUCGUUGAAAAGGAUUGUGCUGGACAAGAUUAUGAAAAUCCAAAAACUGCAGAGUGCGCUGCUCGCCUCGAUACCUUUAAAAAAUACCGUUGGGAGCUGUCGGAGACAGACGUAUUGGAGCCCAAAUGUGCGACGGACUUCCCAAGGCCUAAAGACAUCGCCAGAGAGUACUAUAAGAGAUCACUGAAUGAGGACAGCUUUGGCCGGCUCUUCCGUCCACCGAAGGCUCCCGAACUCCGCUGCAAAGGCUAUGCUUAUUACCUUGGUUAUUUCUGGGCAAACGAAAAUGUCACCAGAGAGGCCCUUCAAAUCAGGAAGGGAACAGUGAGUGAAUGGCAGAGGUGCAACAACUUCGAUUACCUGAAAGACAUCCCAAGCAGUUUACCUUAUCAGCUGAAUCUAUUAAAAAGAGGUUACAGAGCUCUUGUUUACAGCGGUGACCAUGACAUGUUGAUCCCAUUUGUGGGCACCAAGCUAUGGAUUAAAUCCUUAAAUUUAACGGUUGUGGAUCCAUGGAGAUCAUGGAGUGUUGAUGACCAAGUUGCAGGGUAUACAGUUCUGUAUUCAAACGAUUUAACUUUUGCGACAGUGAGGGCGGCCGGACACACUGCGCCAGAGUUCAAGCCUCAGCAAUGUUUCGCCAUGUUCGAUAGGUUUACAAUGGAUUUUCUACAUAUAAUUUGCCGGAAACCUCGGUACAAUGAAUAAGAAUGACCAUUCCGAUGGAUGAAAUCUGCUGGUAAAUCUGGAGGAUUAGCCGGAGGACUGUCCACCGAUAAUUUUGACAGCUUUUCUAAUGUCAAAUCCACUAGAAAUUUCAGUGGAUUAUUUUUUGGCAAAUUUCGCUGGGCUUUCCAGUGAAAAUGAUUGGAGAAUACACUGUCGAUACUUCUGGUGGAUUUAUUCCGCCGAAAAUUUUGGUAUCUAAAACUGUCGGAAAACGAAUUCAAAAAACGUUGUUUCUAUGACACAUUUCUGCCAGAAGUCCGUCGGUAAAUCCACAAGUUUUUCGUUGGAAAGUUAUUUCUAAUGCACGUUUUAAUGCCGAACAAUUUCACGUCAGAAAUUCGUUGGAAAGAUAUUUUUCCUGCGGAUUUGUCUCAUUUUCGACGUAUUUUGGCAGACGAAAAUGAGUGUUUUUUCCAAUAGUAAUGUAAUUCAUAUAUAUCUUGCACAACAUCUGGGGCAUCCUGAGCUUUUUGCUGAGUCAGACUGUAGACAUGUGCCUAUAGACAGUCUUCAUGCUAUAUAACAUGCCACAGAAUCAGAAUCACUAUCUCUGCCAGAUUAUCCUCAAAAAAAGUGCAAGCUAGAACUAACCACACGGAGACAAAUAUGAUAAACAGCAGGAUUAAGUCUUAUUAGAAUUCUAGAGAUGGUGGCAAUUACUAGUGGUGAUCAUUGACAGUUAUGGUGGUUGUUGGGGGGCAAUAGUCUAGAAAUUCAUGAGAGCUCUAUAACUCUCAUUUCCUCUCUCUCAUAUGGAGAAUAGCUUUAGUUAUAGAUUUUUUGGGAUAUGUACUUUCAUAAUUUUAAGCAGAAACUCCUUUGUAUGGUCCA
Molecule: messenger RNA, 2342 nt
Organism: Dendrobium catenatum
Lineage: Eukaryota; Viridiplantae; Streptophyta; Magnoliopsida; Asparagales; Orchidaceae
Product: serine carboxypeptidase-like 2
Exons: 15
Coding region: 129-1490 (453 amino acids)
Biological process (GO): secondary metabolic process; proteolysis
Molecular function (GO): serine-type carboxypeptidase activity; acyltransferase activity, transferring groups other than amino-acyl groups
Source: RefSeq, a predicted model, not a curated record